Molecule: messenger RNA, 2415 nt
Organism: Argiope bruennichi
Lineage: Eukaryota; Metazoa; Arthropoda; Arachnida; Araneae; Araneidae
Product: la-related protein 6-like
Exons: 1
Coding region: 190-1503 (437 amino acids)
Biological process (GO): RNA processing
Cellular component (GO): nucleus
Molecular function (GO): mRNA binding
Source: RefSeq, a predicted model, not a curated record
UGCCUGAGUUCAAUUUCUAAUCAGAUCUUUGCAGCAGUGAUCAUCUUCACCACUUCGGGAAGUCGGAGAGAAGAUAUCCUUUAAAGUUUGCUUCUUUCGAAUCUUCCCGCUUUUGGAGAAUUGAUAUUUCCCACUCUCUCACUCUGAAUUUUGCACGCUUUUUUGUUUCGGGAAUAUUUACAAGCGAACAUGAGCGCCGAAGUAGCUACAAUUGAGAAUAUGGAGCCGGUGAAUUUGCCUUCUACGAAAUUAAUAGACGUAGAUGAUGAGACGUCUUCUUGUGGUAACCACAGCGAUGGACCAAAUCUAUCUGAUUCUGAUCCAAAAGAUUCUGGAAUUGAAUGUGGAAGCUCGGAGCCAAAGUCUUCUUCUUCGGAUAUCCCCGAUGAGGAGACGGCGAAUGCUAUUUUGAAAAUGGUGGAAUAUUAUCUUUCUGAUGCAAAUAUUCUUAAAGAUCCAUUUCUCUUGAAGCAUGUCCGACGCAAUAAAGAAGGAUACGUCAGUCUGAAACUCUUGGCAUCUUUCCGCAAAGUAAGAAGCCUGAGUCGCAACUGGAAAGCUGUAGCCUAUGCAGUUCAGAAAUCGACUAUGCUUGCUUUGAAUUCGGAAGGCACCAAAGUAAAGAGACUGACCCCUCUUCCAGAUUAUGACGAGACUGUGACAUCAAGAUCUGUGAUUGUUUCUGGUUUCAGCUCCGACAAACCUUCGGUGGAUAGCGUCAGCGAGAUGUUUUCCUCAUGUGGAGACAUUGCUCUAGUCAGAAUCCUAAGACCUGGUGGAUCAAUCCCAUCCGAUGUUAAACGAUUCCUAUCGAAGAAUCCAGAAAUCCAGUCUAAAAUCUGUGCCCUCGUUGAAUUUGAAGAGCAUGCCGCUGCUAGGAAAGCUCUGGAGAGCAUUCAAGCACCCGGUAUCACAGUCACUUCAGUAGUCAUCAAAGAGAAAGAAAAGAACCUAGAAAGUCCCAAAAAGGCUCCUCCUGCCGAAAACCAAAAUCCAAGUCCCAAAGACAGUCCCAAGAAGAAGAAGAAGAACAGGAAAUCUUCUAAUGCUGAAAAGAAAUCUACCGAAGGUGAAACCACAACUGAACAGAAGAGAUCCAGGCGCAGUUCCAGUGGAUCGGUGAGCUCUCAGAGUUCCGGUUACCUGUCCUCGUCUCCCAUCAGCAAUCCGUUUGAAAAUAAAUUCCCGAGAAGACACAGUUACCACCCGGUUAUUUACAAUGAUCCUAAUUCAUCAUUCGCCUCUCUGGCCAACAGGCAUUAUGGAUCGAGAGAUCGUCUUCAGAAGGGUGGUGCCGAGCCUUCCGAUGCCCCCAGCCCCUGGCGCAGACGAAGGGAACAGAUGAUGAUGUCCGAUUCGAACCUUGUGAGGUCUUCCUCGUCUUCGACGGGCUCCCUGCUGCAGGGUCUUCCAGUUAAAACCAUCCGUAUGCCCAGGGGACCAGAUGGCACAAAUGGAUUCUGCACAAGAGGUAAAUCUAGACUACCAUCAACAGCCGAAUGAACUUUGUUAACCUGAAUAGUAAUUAGAACUAUUAUCCAUUUUUAAUCAAUCAUCAGAUGGCCUCUUGAGGAGGAAAAAAAGUAUUAGAUUCAUCUGCAGUAGAACUCUUUGUUUUUGUUGUUUCCUUUGUCAUAAUACAUACUGUAGUAAUAUUAUGCUCACAUAAAAGGCAUUAUGAUAAAUUAUUAUUAUAGCAAGAUAUUUUAAACCUGCAAUGCAAAUAUUUUUACUUUUCAUCUCUCAAAUGUCUGAAAAGCAUUCUCUUUCAGUACUAGUUUAGCGAGCUGUGAAUGUUGCUUCUUAUUCAUGAAUGUAAUUCAUUGUCAUUAUUCAGACUUUACUUAACGAGCUAGGAUAUCUUUCUGUGAAAUUACUUUUACUUAAGUUAUUAUUAUCAAAACAUAAAUUUUGGAUAAUUCGUAAAUUUUUAUUAUCAGUACUAACAAAUUUUAUUCAAUAUAAUGAUUUUUAUCUCUAAAUUCGUUAAGAGUUGAUAUUUCGUAGAAAUAUCACUUCAUUAUUAUAGAAGUUCAUGCUAUAUCAUUUUUCAUAAUUAUUAGAAAAGGUCAUUGCAACAAUGCACCACUAUCUCAUUUUUUCUGAAAUCAUCUUAAUUUUGAAAAAGUUAUCAGAAAUUUUUUUUCAAACUUAUGUCACAGACCCACCAAGAUGCUCAUAUUCAGUCUGCAUAAUUAGAGGAAAGUUGGAUACUGUUAUUCCUUUGCCAGUAUUGCUUGUAUAUAGUGUAAAUACUUUUUGUUAAAUGCCUGUUGUUCACGAUAUUUAUACAUGUUCCUUUUUUACGUUUUUAAAACGAAAAACUUAAGUACAUAUCUGUUGCCCUAUUGCUUGUUUUUUGCAGAUGUGUAUUAUUAUGUUCAUAUUUGAAAAUAAAAAAUAAAUUAAUCAAAA